This is a messenger RNA of Lineus longissimus, 3216 nucleotides long. Its product is annotated as zinc transporter ZIP13-like. The transcript has 9 exons. The record is from RefSeq and is a predicted model, not a curated record. Bases 647 to 1513 code for a protein of 288 amino acids. Gene Ontology annotation, molecular function: zinc ion transmembrane transporter activity. Lineage: Eukaryota; Metazoa; Nemertea; Pilidiophora; Heteronemertea; Lineidae. Gene Ontology annotation, biological process: zinc ion transmembrane transport; intracellular zinc ion homeostasis. Gene Ontology annotation, cellular component: membrane.
AUGUAGGUCAUGUAAUGUGUUUGUUUUAUCUUGCUCUUUAGACUUGAUAUGUGGAUCAGUCACAUGAUUCACCUUUCCUUUGUUCCAACAGAAAUGGUCAUGAACUGUGGAUCAUUACUUUUUUUGGCUACAGUAUAUUUUUGCCAUUCACAAAAAUUCCCUUAAAAAUGUAAAAUCCGAAUUUUUAUGCCGGCAGAUUAUGCAAUUCUUUUGGUUUUCCCAAAAAAAUGUUCUCAUGUUUUUGGUGUUUGAGUUUACCAGGCGUGGUUAUUUGUGAAAUCUACAAAAAUAAAGUAAACCAAAAGAUGGCGGCCCGUAGUGUAUUAUAAUAAUUAAUAUCUUGAAUAAUAAGCCCAAUAAACCGUGCUAUUCAUUGUAGUUGUGAACAGCAUGUCCAACAAUCAGAACUCUUGCAACAGAUAGUAUCACCCAGAUUGUUCUUGAGUCAUUUGUCAAUAGAUACGAAUUAUGAAAUUAUGUUGUCAGAUUGAGUUUUCAUUCGACAUUUAUCUUGUAACAUGAGGAAAGCUUACAUUUACAACUAUGGACACAUAAAGCCGCUGCCUCCAAGUUGAAGUUGUUGUUAAGUUUUGCUGUUGGUAGUCUUCUGGGUGAUGUGUUUCUUCAUCUUCUUCCUGAGGCAUGGAUGCAUGUCAAGAAAGGUCAGGAACACCAGCAUGGAACCUCCAUUGGAUUAUGGGUAAUGUGCGGCAUCCUCACAUUCUUAAUCAUCGAAAAAAUAUUUCCUGCCAACUCGGAAGAGUUUGAAGAUAAUAUUGAGGAAGAAAUCCCUCGUCUCUCAGACAUGAAACAAGUGGAGGACAUAUCGGCGGAAGUCAACCAUAAUCAAAACAUCAUCCAAUCAAAAACAAGCACAAUUUCAAAUAAACUGCCAGGAAAUAAACAGACAGUAACAAAAGAGGACUAUCUCAAACACAGAUACUUGAAGUCAAAUAGCAUGAAGAGUAAAAGUAAAGAGGUGUUGAAUGGAGAGGGAGGGAAUGAUGAGGUGAUGGAAUAUGAUACAGGAGGCAAGAAGAAAAACAUGGAGGGGACGAUACAUGUCCGCGGUUAUCUCAAUCUCAUGGCAAACGUGAUUGAUAAUUUCACGCAUGGUCUGGCGGUGGGCGGGAGUUAUAUUGUCAGUACAAAGGUUGGCUUACUGACAACAUUUGCAAUCAUGGUGCAUGAGAUCCCACAUGAGGUCGGCGACUUUGCGAUCCUGUUACGAUCUGGGUUUGAUCGAUGGCAGGCUGCAAAAGCUCAGUUAUUUACAGCGUCUGGGUCACUGCUUGGUGCUAUUGUUGCAUUGACUGCAGAUUCUGUUGAGGCGGCCGGUGAUUCGACUGCUUGGAUUUUACCGUUCACAUCUGGAGGUUUCAUCUAUAUCGCAUUGGUGACUGUUGCCCCUGACUUGUUGAAAGAGAAGGACACUUGGGAAUCUUUCAAGCAAGUGAUGGGAGUUUGCCUUGGUGUGUGCACAAUGGCGUUCGUGACGAUCCUCUGUGGAUGAUGAAACAAUGGAUUGACUAUCAAUUUGAUUAUUAAGUGGGCUUCCAUGGAGCAGUCAAGAGAAAUGGGCUACCAAGUGGCUCAUCUUGUAUGAAUACAAGGCAUUGUUGAAUCGUUUCAAGCCAUUUAAUUUCAAGGUGCCACAAUAAAGUCACUAAUUUAAAAAAAAAUUUACAUGUAGAAAUGAAAUCUUUCAGGUUCUGAAUAGAUGGUUUAAUGUAAAUCCAAAAUCUAGGUACCAUCCUUUCUAAAGAAAGUAUUCACAAGCUUUCUAUUGAUUAGAUAGAAAUGGUUUUCAUAUCAAAAACAGUGAUCUCUUCAUAUGUUAAAAAUUUGACAUGUGAUUGGCUGAGAAACUUCCUCUUGCUGUUUACCGCAUUGACUGGAAUCUAUCUGAUGAAUUGUUCACAGAUGUCUAGAGGUCCUACUGGUUGUACCAUUGGAAGUUCUUGCAUUUCAUUUUGCCUCCAAGUCAUAAUAUGAUAGGAAGGGAAGGUAAAGGCCUUGGUGCUCUCUAUACUAUGAUAGGAAUGGUAGGUUUAGGACCUGCAGAUACUGAGUUUUAGUGCUUCCAAUCAAAAUAGGUCAAGUAUUCCUGUCCCAACAGUAGCUUUCAUCUUAGUUCUGUUCCUUUCUCACCCUCUUCCACUUGCCAACUUCUCAUAGGAACAGAGGGGCCUUCAUAUGGCUGGCUAGUUUCUAAUGUCUUCUGUGUGUAUAUAAGGAUAAACUGUUCAUUGGGACAUGGUCUGCUCAUAGGUGCUGUUAUUCAUUGUUAGCUUAUAAUCAAAUGUGAAUCAAUGUUGAACCAUUGAUUAACCUGAUUAGGAUUGUUUUUUGUCCACGACUGGUGCUGGUUGUUGGAGUGGUAUUAACCCUUUGGGUGCAGACAAAUGGUGGAAAUGUUGCCGGCUGUCUUUCUCCAGAUUGUUAUCCUUGGACCGUGUUGCUGCAGUCAGAGAUGAGGGGCACGACGUUGGGUGAAAAAGCUCCUUUGUCAUGCACCUAGUUUAGGCCGACUGCCAUAUCAUGUUACAGUGAGGGCUUCUUCAUGGUUUGGUGCUUGUCAGGCUCAUUUCCCUUUUCUAUUUAAAAUCACCUAAAUGGUCAGUAACGCUUCAUGUGUAGGAUGAGCAUAAUGUUUUAGGUGUAUGUCUCCACAAAGCAAGUCAUUAGUCAAGUAAAUUUGUUCUAUGCCCGGUUUGUGUUCUUAAGUUGAGGACCGAUGAUGCUAUACAAUUGUCCUGCUGGUUAUAGAUGGAUUUGUGAGAUGGGUGGUUUUCUUGAUGAUUAGAGCAUCAGGAUAAUGCUAUUACAAUGAUAUCUGCUAAACACCACUUAUGUUUGUUAUAUAAGGGAUUUGUAGUUCUUGAUGACAAGGGCUGUGUACAGGGUCAUCUGAGAACAAGAGUAAAAACUGAUAACUGGUUCAUACCUGUAUGUGGUCAUACUUUAUUUAGCAUGUAGGCCUACUCAUGUGAGGGGAGGGGAGUCAAGAAUUUGGCCAUCAUUUGUGUAUGCUGUACAUCUAUUUUCCUGUACAUUUUACUAUUUUUUGUGUACAAAGGGGGAGAGGUACUAAAAGCCCCCCAAAAAAGAAUAUGUGUAUGUACUUGAAAGUAUGGCCCCAAUUUGAAAGUGCUUGAUUAUGUACAUUUGAAAUUCUAUUUUAAGAGAGUGAAAUAAAUCCACUAAAUUUGAUCA